AUGUCUAACCUCAUUGAGUCUGCCAAAAAGGCGGCUGCUUACAAAGCUGUUGAUGAGAAUCUCCCCGAGAACGUGGGAGUGGUCGGAAUUGGCUCGGGAUCUACCGUGGUAUACGCUGCGGAAAGAUUGGGUCAAUUGAGCAAUAAGGGACUGUUCGUCUGUAUCCCUACUGGAUUCCAGUCUAAGCAAUUGAUUAUUGAUAACGGCCUUCAGAUUGGUACAAUUGAGCAAUACCCAAGAAUCGACAUUGCCUUUGAUGGUGCUGAUGAGGUGGACCCCAAGCUCAAUUUGAUUAAAGGUGGAGGCGCCUGUUUGUUCCAGGAGAAGCUCGUGGCCCAAGCGGCCAAGACCUUCAUCGUCGUUGCUGACUUCCGUAAGAAGUCUCCUGACUAUUUGGGUGUGCUGUGGAGAAGAGGUGUACCCAUUGAGAUUGUGCCCAAUUCAUACGCCAAGGUCACUCUUGACUUGCAAGAGUUGGGUGCUGAUACCGUUGUCCUCAGACAAGGAGGUGCAGCCAAGGCCGGUCCAGUGAUCACAGACAACAACAAUUUCAUCAUUGACGCCGACUUUGGUUCUAUUGAGGACCCUGCUUCGUUGCAUGCAAAGAUCAAGGCUUUGGUUGGAGUAGUGGACACAGGUUUGUUCACAAAUAUGACUGCCAAAGCCUACUUCGGCGAAGAAGAUGGAGAGGUUUUGACCUGGGAAGCUAACAAGUAG
Candidozyma haemuli is the source of this 717-nucleotide messenger RNA. It is a transcript of the gene RKI1, whose product is annotated as ribose-5-phosphate isomerase. The record is from RefSeq and is a predicted model, not a curated record. Gene Ontology annotation, molecular function: ribose-5-phosphate isomerase activity. Bases 1 to 717 code for a protein of 238 amino acids. NCBI's taxonomy places the organism in Eukaryota, Fungi, Ascomycota, Pichiomycetes, Serinales, Metschnikowiaceae. Gene Ontology annotation, cellular component: intracellular membrane-bounded organelle. Gene Ontology annotation, biological process: pentose-phosphate shunt, non-oxidative branch; D-ribose metabolic process. The transcript has a single exon.